This is a messenger RNA of Zophobas morio, 1176 nucleotides long. RefSeq names its product putative ankyrin repeat protein RF_0381. Bases 183 to 1058 code for a protein of 291 amino acids. The record is from RefSeq and is a predicted model, not a curated record. The transcript has 2 exons. Lineage: Eukaryota; Metazoa; Arthropoda; Insecta; Coleoptera; Tenebrionidae. Gene Ontology annotation, cellular component: nucleus; cytoplasm. Gene Ontology annotation, molecular function: protein binding.
AACGAUUGGAUGCCUGGGUACAUAAAAGUGGAUUUUAAACCGACAAGAUUUCAAUCUAUUCGUGCCGGCACAUCAGCAACAAUCAUGUAACAGAACAAAGUGUAAAAAACUUAAUUAUAGUGGCUGUGCUGGUGGUUUUCGCUUGUCCAAUUGAAAGAAAGGAAGGAAUAAAGUUGAACAACAUGCUUGGAGAAGAUAAUAAGGACUCAUUUCUGUUCGAAAACAUCCGAACCGGAAACUUACCAUCCAUCCAACAAGCAAUAAACAGCAAAGCAAACAUCAACUCUCUUGACGCCGAUGGUAACACCCCCCUGGCGAACGCGACAAAACGCGGCCGCAAGGACAUCAUUAAAUACCUCCUCCGGAAAAAAGCAGACAUAUUCAAAGUCGGAGAAGGAGGCAAAACGGCGAUUCACUGGGCCAUCUCGCGUAACGACUUCGACGCAGUCAAGUUGAUGUUUUGGCGAAACUUUUGUGUUAAUAAAAUCGACGACAAAGGAAACACGCCUCUGAUUUAUGCAGCACAGGAAGGAAGAGCCAACGUUGCUAAAUUCUUGGUCAAUAAAGGUGCAGUCGUUGAUAAGGUUGGUCGCAGCAGAAAAACACCUUUGAUCGAGGCGAUAAUCGGAGGCCACUUGUCCGCUGUUAAUUAUCUUGUAGAAAUGGGUGCCAACGUUGACAGACUGGCUCCUGAUGGAAAUAGUCCUUUAGCUGCGGCUGUACGUUGCCAACAUAGAAAAAUUGUGGAGUUGUUAGUGAACAUGGAAGCUGAUGUCUGCAAGGUCGGUGACAAGGGUAAACCACCACUUUCGUGGGCUGUGAUAACUGAAGACUUUGGUCUGGUCGAGUUUUUGCUUGAAAAUGGGGCAGAGGAUACAGUGCAAGCGGCGCUUGUGGAAGCGGUAGAAGGACGAAACUUUGAAAUUGUUAAAUUCUUGAUGGAGAAGUGUGACAGUAUCGAAAUGGGAUCUAAAUUUAAGGAAAUGAUUUUUAAUAAGGUCAAGGAAAGUCAUAAUUUGGAUUUAGAGAGGUGUAUGGAAAAAUGGAAUUUAGGAUGAAGUGAUUCAGGCGAAGACUGUGAUCAAUCAUUUGUUAAACUAGAUGUAGAUAAACAUGUUCAGGAUUUUGUACUGGCAGAAAUUUACCGUUUUGAUUACAUUUUACCAAUAAAAUGUA